UUAUAUAUAUGUGACAACUAUAAACGAAGAGAUCAAACAGAAACACUUGGUAACUCAUUUUGUGUAAUGAUGACAUUCCACAUAACAAAGUUUCUUCUAUCUUUUUUUAUACUCAUUUCCAUAACAUGUCUCUCCUUUUCCUUGUCUAGUGAGUCCUCAUAUGAAGACGUGUUUGAACUGUUCCAAAUGUGGAAAAAGGAGCACGGGCGAGAGUAUGGAAACAAAGAGGAGAUGGAAAAUAGAUUUGAGAUAUUCAAAAGUAAUUUGAGGUAUAUCAAUGAGAUGAAUGCUAAGAGAAACUCACCUUUGCAACAUCGUUUGGGUCUCAACAAGUUUGGUGAUAUGAGUCCUGAGGAGUUUAGUAAAACAUACUUAUCAGAGAUUCAGAUGAGAUCUAAUUGGGAUGAUAGAAAACUUAAAGAUGAUGAUGAUGAUUGUGACAACCUUCCUGCUUCUAUAGAUUGGAGGAAAAAAGGAGCUGUCACUGAAGUUAGGGACCAAGGAAAUUGUCAGAGUCAUUGGGCUUUUUCUGUCAUUGGGGCCAUCGAAGGAUUAAACAAAAUAGUGAGUGGGAAUCUUAUCAACCUAUCAGCACAAGAGCUUGUGGACUGUGACCCUGCCAGCAACGGUUGUGCUGGAGGUUAUUACUUUAAUGCAUUUGGUUGGGUUAUAGAAAAUGGUGGGAUUGACACAGAAGCUAACUAUCCUUACAUAGCUAAAAAUGGAACUUGCAAGGAGAAUGCAAACAAAGUUGUUAGUAUUGACAACCUUCUAGUUUUGGAUGGAUCAGAAGAAGCUCUUUUGUGUCGUACAAGUAAACAACCUGUAAGUGUGAGUCUGGAUGCCACUGGCCUUCAAUUCUACACUGGUGGAGUGUAUGGUGGUGAAAACUGCACAAAAAAUUCAAGAUAUACAACUCUUGUUGCUUUAAUCGUGGGUUAUGGUUCAGUAGAUGGUGAAGACUAUUGGAUUGUGAAAAACUCUUGGGGAAAAGAUUGGGGAGAGAAAGGUUACUUGUUUAUCAAAAGGAAUGUUAGUGAGGAGUGGCCUUAUGGGGUAUGUGGAAUCAAUGCUGCGGUUGGUUAUCCAAUCAAAACAGUUUUAGCUUCAGCCAUGUAGUGGUUAGACUUUAGACCAAGGAAUACUAAUAAUCUUUGUGAAACCUAUAUGUAACGCCAUCUUGUAGUGCUAUUAUUUACUACUUCUAUUGCGGUGGUUUAAUAGUACUUCUAUUUAACAUUCUUAUUUCUUAUGAAA
This is a messenger RNA of Cicer arietinum (chickpea), 1257 nucleotides long. RefSeq names its product P34 probable thiol protease-like. Gene Ontology annotation, molecular function: cysteine-type peptidase activity. The record is from RefSeq and is a predicted model, not a curated record. NCBI's taxonomy places the organism in Eukaryota, Viridiplantae, Streptophyta, Magnoliopsida, Fabales, Fabaceae. Gene Ontology annotation, biological process: proteolysis.